Molecule: messenger RNA, 2530 nt
Organism: Owenia fusiformis
Lineage: Eukaryota; Metazoa; Annelida; Polychaeta; Sabellida; Oweniidae
Source: the annotation of a GenBank genome assembly
AAGAAUUCAAAUUGAAAUUACGGAUAUGAUGCGAUUCAAUUAUUGAGAUUCAAAACAAUGAUACCUAAUCUCUGUCUUUUUCAAAAAUAUGUGAUUCGACAUAAUCAUGAAUAGUCUCUAUAAGUCCACAGUUUUGAAAAAAAAGAUUUAUAAGUGAGUUUAAUUAUAAGAAAUUAAUUCGCGUUCCAGAAAUAAAUAACAUUGACUUUGAAUAUGUAAGUAUAAAUUUUCAAGACAAUGGAAUAUGUCUGGCUAUGUUUCUUUUUAAUUUCAUUCGCUGGAUCAGAAUGUCUGCCUAUUUUGCUACAAGAAAGGUCCCUCCCAAAGGUGUUGUCGGUUUGAGAGACUUUCAUGCAUAACGUAUGCAAAUCUGCUAAUGCUCGGCCUAUUCAUUGGAUCAAAGCGUCAAUACAAAGGGUCUUAGCUAAAUCGGGAUUAUUGAUAUGCGGAUGGGGUGACGUCGCGAAAUUUUGAUACAGCCGCAUGUCUGGAGCAUUUAAAGAGACGCAAAACGCUUUUGGUAUCAGAUACAGAGGUUUCUACAAUGGAUGGAGUCGGAAAAGACGAGAAAAAUAGUGAUGAGGAUAAAGACUCUUCAUUGCGAGAUAUCUUGGGGAAUUUCGCAUCUUCUACUACAGCUCAUGGAUGUGAAAGAAUCGACAAGUCAACUUCUACCAUUGCUAGGGUGAUAUGGGCAACUAUAUUCAUUGGCUGUACUAUCGCUGCCAUCGUGUGUAUCGCAGCGCUUUUGGAGAAGUACUUCCAAUACCCUUCAAAAGAUGUUUAUGAGAUGAAUAGCGAUAAAAUAGAGUUUCCCUCUAUAAGUUUCUGCAGUUUGAAGCCAAUCGUUUCUUCUUACAAGAAACGCGUUGCUAAAAUGGAACCGGGGAAUCCUUACAUGGAAAUAGACAAAGCUAUCAAAAAUAUAGACGGUGUUUUAGAUUAUCUUUCCCAAGAAAACAACACACAGAACAAUCUUUACCAGAGACUGAAAGAAAUGUAUUAUCUUUUCGCUUCGUACACGUCAAUGUACAUCCAUGCGACUGAUGAGACUCGAAGUCUUGGACAUCAACUGGAGGAUCUUCUGCUAUCAUGCAAGGUCAACAUGAUGUCAUGUGUUAAUAUGCCAGACGUUAAGAUAAAGCAAUUCGACAAUGCACUGUAUUGGAAUUGUUACACGUUCAAUUGGAAGGAUUAUAACACAACUGGUGAAAGCGAACCAUAUGUAGAGAUGGUCGGGGGCCUUAGCGGCUUUCAAGCCACAUUCUUCUUGGAUAAUAUCGACACAUUGGAAAGCUACUACAAUCCAAUGUGUCCUAUAGAUGGUUCCGUCGGAGCAAAGCUUAUCAUACAUCGACCAGGGAGCAGGCCAGAUCCUCUGCGUGAAGGUUUGGAAGUGCCGGUAGGAUUCAGCACAAACGUGGCAGUCUCAAAGAAAAAGCGCGAACUGAUCGGUCAACCCUGGGGCGAUUGUGAAAACCGGGAAAAACUUGACGGGGCACCGUAUAGAUACGACCAGGCGAAUUGUGAACGCGGUUGUCAACAGAAGGAAAUAGUCAAGAAAUGUGGAUGUGUGUCUCCUUGGCUUCCCGUUUCUGAUGAACAGAAGAACAUUUCGUGGUGCGGUAAAUUUAAUUUGGAUAACUUUAAUAGUGCUUCGCCAAAUUUAACAAUUCUCGACAAAGACCUUAUUCCAUUUGAGUGUCAUAUGAUGAUGACGAAGAUGACACCUAACGUUACAGAAUGUGAUUGCCCUCCUGCUUGCGAGAAUCAUAUGUAUGAAUAUAAGACCUCGCAAUCCCAGUGGCUCCUUGGUGGGAAUCGGCUAAACUUCUAUCAAAGUGUUGUUAACCGUAUGGGAGACUCUUAUAUCAACUCCUCAAUGUACCAUCUUCUUGACGCGGCGCUCAACUCAAACGACAGCGCAGAAAACUUUAAGAAUCGAAAUUUGGUUUCACAGAACUUCCUUCGUGUCAAUAUCUUCUUCGAUUCUAUGCAUACAGACCUCAUACGGCGAGUUGAAGAGUACACCUUUACUGAUAUGAUAUCGGGCGUUGGUGGUGGAUUUGGCGUAUAUGUCGGCUUCUCUAUCGUCACCAUGUGCGAAUUUGUCGUGUUGUUUGCCUCCCUAGUUACAGCAUUGAUACAGAGGUAUGGACUCCGGCAAAACAAAGUGGCAAUGGAAAGUGCACCAACUCACGUUCAUAUAAUACACGUGAAACAUGCAAACAAUCAUCUAGCAGAUGUGGACUGAACUAGUACUAUGAAACAUGUAGGCAGUUUCUGAACACCUCUUAGUCCCACCUUCUCAAUUUACCAUUGAAGUCCAUGUUAAACAAGGCCAACGUGCAAAAUGUCACCACCUGUCAUCUGUUACACGAACUCCGAAGGCCAAACACUGUUCACAAAAAUGUUGGAGACUGUAACAAUAUGUCACCGCUUGUGGUGGUGGCAUAAAAACUCAAAAUUUGGACACCGGCAAAUCUACUUUUGGCCGGUCCCAGUGGCAUUCAGAUUAGACUGGUUUUAC